AUUCAAGCUGUUUUAAAUGGAUACAGAUGUCAGCACCUGCUACGGUAUUAAUAUGGGUUCCGAGCAUAGUUCUCAAAGUACCGAUGGCCAAGGCGAAAACAGUCGUAUAAAAAUAGUUCCGCUGAGACGAGGCAAAAGUGUUCCAAAUCAAGAAAGUAUACCAGAAAAUACACCACCCAGAUGCAUCAGUCCUGGACCUAGUAUUUGUUCUGAUUCUGAUUUACCAUAUAUAUCGUAUACUGUUAAUAGGCCAAUAGGAGAUUCUCCCAAAAUGACUAAUAAGCAAUCGCAAUUGAGUAGAGGAAAAAGUCUUGGUCAAGAAACGACAAAACGAAAAUCAAGUAUUAAUAUUGGUCAGAAUAAAUCAUCCUCCGACAAAAUACAUGAUAUAGUAGUUGUGAAACCUGGUGUUUCCAAUCCUACUCCCGAUAAAGAUCCAGAUUUAAUAAAACUCCAGAAUAUUCCAAUGUUUCUACCAAUUAUGCGAGGAACUCUGAAUUUACCUCCUAGAGUACGGGAUCCAGAAGUCUUAGAAAGGCUUGAUCCAAUUGGACUCUAUAAUCUAUGUGCAAGAUAUCAACAUCAUCUUAAUAAUAGUGCACAAAUGAUUGCAACCGAACAAAAUUCCCUAUGUACAAAUAUUGAUUGUGAAUUUAAUAAAAUUCUAAAUUUGGCUAUAGAGAGGCAAAAAAAAUUUGCUGAAUUUGCCGAGCAACUCAAUCGAGUUCAGGAUCUUAGUCAACAACUCACUAAUUGUCAUACCCAAUUAAACCAGACUUUAGAAAGACUAGAAUCAUUAAAUAAUCUAUUACCAUUGAAUGAGAGGCUGGAACCAUUUGUAUGGACUACAGGAUAACUUGUUAUUAAUUAUUGUUUCAUAAAGUUUAUAAUAAUAAUUACAUUAUUUAUAUAAGAAUAAU
Molecule: messenger RNA, 920 nt
Organism: Ceratosolen solmsi marchali
Lineage: Eukaryota; Metazoa; Arthropoda; Insecta; Hymenoptera; Agaonidae
Gene: BORCS5
Product: BLOC-1 related complex subunit 5
Exons: 2
Coding region: 17-856 (279 amino acids)
Biological process (GO): positive regulation of anterograde synaptic vesicle transport; lysosome localization; organelle transport along microtubule
Cellular component (GO): cytoplasmic side of lysosomal membrane; BORC complex; synaptic vesicle membrane
Source: RefSeq, a predicted model, not a curated record